Rubroshorea leprosula is the source of this 1214-nucleotide messenger RNA. NCBI's taxonomy places the organism in Eukaryota, Viridiplantae, Streptophyta, Magnoliopsida, Malvales, Dipterocarpaceae. The record is from the annotation of a GenBank genome assembly.
GUAAUUAAUCUCUACGCUUCUCUCUCUGCAAUUACUCCUUGAGAGCAUCUCUCUCUUGAAUAUUGAGUAUUGCUGACUUAAGCGUCAGAGUGUUUUCCCCGAGGAAACAACCUUGGGAUUUUCAGGUGUGGAAGUAGCCAAGGACUUCAACAGUGUUGGACUGCGAAGCUGCCCAAACAUUUGGCGCCGUCUGUGGGAAACCUUGAACAAAAAGUUGUGUAACUCAACCUGCUGAAAAACAAAAUUUCUUCAGAUAUCUGUCCUAAUUUAAAAUUUGAAAAGUUCGAGAAAUCUGCUCGUAACUGAUUCAGGAUCUCUCCCGAGAUUUCGACCAGCUCGUAACAAAAUUUAAAAUUUGAAAAGUUCGAGAAACCUGCUCGUAACUAACCCACGAUCUCUCCAGAGAUUUCCAACUUGAUCAGAUCGUAACAAAUUAGAGACUUCAAGCUCGAAACUCUGUCGAGAUCAGAUCGUAACAAAUCAAAGAUUCACCUUAGUUCUAAACAUCAAACGUCAGAUCAGCUCUGCCCCUACAUAUUUAUAUUACGGUGAUGACCAAGAUCACCCACAUCAACCCGUACGGGUCAGCUGCUUCAGCUCGUUCACUAUAUGCUAGCUCGUUCAGACGAGGUCGUCUAUGCGCAUCUGCUCAGCUCGCUAAUCAGGCCGAGCUCGCCUUGCCUGACCACCCGAUUACUUGCGCCUGCUCUGCAGGAGGUCAGCAGGCGACCACUCUGGUUUCACGCCGCCCAGGUCGGCCAUGCAUGAGGUCGACCAUGAACACAAAGCAUCACUCCACAUCCUCAGUGUCAAACACCGCAUCAGCAAGACUCUCGACCGAGUAUGGAAGCAGCCAAGGACUUCAACAGUGUUGGACUGCGAAGCUGCCCAAACAACGGGGAAGAAGAAAAGCUAAGGAAAGCGGAGAGAUGGUGGAAAGGGUGGAUGUUAUUGUUAGGGUGGGCCGGGUCUUGAGUCCAAAUCCGGCCCAACCGGAAUAGGAGUGCAGGUCUUUGAUCUUCCAGUUUAGGUUACAUUCUUGAUAACCCAAGAGUAUGUAUUAAGGUUUAGAAACUGUUGUUGUUAACUUCUCUACACUUAAGAUAUAUUUACUCUAAAGUAUAUAAGAAAUAAACUAAUUUGUAGCUAAACUUGUAUGUUGGUUGAUGUUUAUGGUAUCAAUGAUGGUUGUUUAAUACAGAACCAAGAUACUU